UCAGCUCAGUGCUUGCAUCGAUAUCUGACUAUACAUGUAUGUCAGUAUGUGCCCCAGUUACAUUGUGUAGAAUGUAGUCUACCUGCAGGUAGUCUACCAGAUCUACACUAGAAUUGAAUGACGAUGGUUUAAUAGAUUGUCUAGGGCUACAGGGAAGCCAUGCCACUCAAAGCCACUUUGGUUUAUAGCUUCCUUUGUCCUGAAUUGGUAAGGGGUGAUCUAGCUACUGCACUGGCAUUCAGUGAUUAGUAGAUUCUGCACUGCAGCAACUGAAGUGACUGCAAGUGUGCUCCUGAAGUUUGCAAAUGGCAGUUUUCUCAGUGGUGGGCCUGGUACUGCUGCUACUCACUUGUGGUCAUAGUAAUACAGUAACGGAGCCUGGUCCCACGUCUUCGUUUCCCUCACCUGUGGACAUUGCAGCAGGGAUCAAUGUGUUCACGAAAAGCUUUCUCAAUCAACUAAAAUCGAACCAACCUGAUCUGAAGGCGGGUCUGUGCAAAUACACCAAUGGUGAACUGUCCAAAUUAUCCAACAGUGGAAAAGUUCAACUCAACCAAAAGGGCUCAGCUCAACAUCCCAUUAUUCAAGCCGUCGCCUUGAAAGCAUUCCCCUUCACAGAAUUAUUCUCAGGAAAUAGUAAUAAUGGUCUACUUAACAAUAUACCUGUCACAAAUGUGCUUCUUGAGUGCGAGCCGUUGAAUGUUGUAGUAGUAAGCCGAAACUUCGAUAGCCACCAUGUGAUCAUUCCUGGCAUUCUGCAGCUUGAUGAUCUGUCACUGAUAGUGUCCAUAAAUUCAUCGUUUAUACCGAGAAUCUACUUUAAAGGGAUCUGGUCAGUCGCUGGUGAAAAAAAUCAAAUUCAACUUGAUUUCAAUUCUCAAACAAACAAGCUAGAAGCAUCAAGUGAUUUCAGUAUUCCCUUUAGAGACCUUGUGCAUACGCUGACACAAUUGCCAGUUCCUCUCCCCAAAGGUUUUGAUUCUAUUGGAAAGAAGUUAAAGCUAGUCGGAACAUUUGAUAACCUAUUCAAUGGUAUGCUGAUAAUAUCAGCCGGUACUGACCCAAGCAAGCAAGCAUAUCUCAUUGUUAACAAAGAACACGAUAGCGUUAAGUAUGCUGUUGUGGUGGACAUUGGCGAUAUAACUCUAAGUAGUAUGGUGAAAGCCGUAUUUGGAAAAGAUAUAUCUACAAUUCCGUUCAUUGGAUCUCUUGGCCUCCCUGAAAUUGCUGUAGCUGUCUCGAAUGGUAAGAUAUCCUCAGAUGUUCUCACUAAAACAUUUGAUGGAGCUAAUCUGCUUCACCAUUAUAAUAACACUAUUCCUUCUGGUGUCUCGGGUUUCAUCCGCUUUGAUUUCUCAGAUGUAAUCUUUAAAGUAACUUAUCAAAACAAUUUGCUCUCUUUUAAUGCGUUCGUUGGCUCACUGAGUAUUGGUAACGUGCUGAAAAAGAUCCCUAACUUUAACAUUCCUUCUGGAAUCACUGACCUUCUCGAUAUCAAGAUCAGCAGAUUUGGUUAUGACUUCAGUACACACAACAUUUUCAUCAAAGCUGAUUUCGACACUGCCCUCAGCUUUCUGGAUGGCAUUCUACCGAUUCACAAUCCUUCAAUCCUGAUGAAUAUAGACUCAUCUACUAAAAACUUUGUUGCUGAUAUCUCUGGACAACUAGCUAUCUUUAAUAUCAAAGUUCCUAUUGAUGUGAAGUACUUGUCAAAUCUUCAUCUCUUCAAAGUAGUAACUGGCUUUAACGUUCCUUCUCUAAGUGUUAGUAGUAUGGUUCGACAACUGGGCAUCCCUCAACUGCCUCUGCUUGACAAAUUCUCAGCUCCUAGUCUCGCUAUAAAAAUUUCCGGCAAUCUUAAUGGUCUUUCAAAUGGAAUUGUCGUCAUAGAAGCGAACAUCGACUCAAAAAAUCGUGUUUUUGCAAUUCUUAAGAAAGAUAACAAGGUACUGACAAGAGCACUUGCUGCUGAUAUCGCCCAAGUCAAAUUAAGUGAUCUUGUUCAAAAUUUGGUCGGACAAGACAUAUCUUCAACACCUUUCUUUGGUUCUCUUGCUCUUCCCAAAAUGGGCCUUUCCAUCUCCAAUGGGUCAAUCUCAUCCGAUCUGAUGCAAAUGUCCUUUAAAGGCACCAAAAUGCUGAAGUACUUCAACAACCAAGUUCCUAAAGGUUUUGAGGGUUUCCUAACAUUUGGCAAGUCAGAUUCUCUGUUUAAGGCAACAAAAGAUGACAAGGCUUUCACAUUUGAAGUCAUCAGCGGUGCUCUAAGUAUUGGACAAUUGCUAAAAUCUAUUCCAAAAUUCAAGAUACCCUCUGGAAUCACUAACAUGCUCGACAUCAGGAUAAGCACCUUCGGGUUCAACUACGUUACAAAGAAUGUAUUUUUGAAAGCCAAUUUCAACAAAGCUUUUAAUUUCCUCAAUGGUGUACUGCCUGUUCAGUCUCCUUCCCUCAUUCUGACAAUCAACACAGCUACUCGAAGUGUAACUGGACAAAUCGAUGGGAAACUAACUCUUUCCAGCAUUAAAGUUCCCAUUGAUUUAAAGUACCGAUCUGAUAUUCAUCAAUUUAAGGGAGCCACAGAAUUUACACUACCUUCUCUGAGUUUUGGUAGCCUUGCUAAAGAUCUCGGGGUUCCUCUUCCUAAUUUACCUACGAAGAUCUCCAUUUCUGGCCAGCCUAUUACGUUGAACACAGAGCUAAAUGGUCUCUCCCAUGGAAUUGUUGUGAUUGGUAUUUCUAUUGGCUCACAUGAUAAAAUUUUUGUGGUUAUUAAGAAGGACGCCAAAUCAUUUGCAGCUGCGACUUUGGCAGAUAUGAGAGGAAUUAAACUUAGUGAUCUGGUCAAGAAAUUGAUGGGAAAAGACAUAUCUUCUAUUCCUUUUUUGGGUUCCCUUGCAUUGCCUGAAAUCGGUUUGGCUGUUUCCAAAGGUAAUAUCUCAUCCCAUUUGAUAGGUGAGAGCUUCCAUAACACAAGCCUCUUGCGAUACUAUGACAACAGCAUUCCUUCAGGAUUCUCUGGCUUCAUUAAGUUUGACUUCUCAAGUACCGUGUUCAAAGUUGCUUACAAUAGUAAAUCUAUCUCGUUCAACCCAAGAAAAAUCGACAGUAGUUUCAAUGUGAAAAAAUUGCUGAGCUUAAUUCCAAAUUUUGACAUUUCGAAAAUUCACCUACCUCUCGGUCUAUCAAAUAUCUUCGACAUACAAAUCGGCAAUUUUGGAUUUGAUGUCAGCGAUAAUACAAUCUUUGUCGAAUUUCAGCUAACAAAGACCUUGAAGUAUUUUGGUGGGCUCUUACAAAUCUCUCAUCCAAGUAUGCGUUUAGAUGUGGAACCCAAAAAGGCUGAUGUCUCAGUACGAGCAAGUGGAAAACUGGUUCUCGCCAAUACCAAUUUUUUAGUCUCUAUUGCUAGGGUCAAUCGGAAAUACUACCUGACAGCAAGCACACAUAGCAUUUCAAUGUCAAACAUACUUUCAAGCUUUUCAGCCAAAGUUUUGCCAAGUCAGAUGCAAUCACUUGUAGGCAAGCUACCGUUUUUGAAUUUUGGUGUCGAGGACUUCAAUAUGCUUUUGCCGUUAAACACUCAAAACUCUGAAAUUUUCUUAUCCGGAAGCCCAAGCAUUGCUGGAUAUAAACUUGUUCGCAUGCAUGCCACCAUUACUCGAAAUCAAGGCAGUGGUACAUCACUAGCCCUCAAAUUAGAUCUCAGCAAAACAAACGUAGCAGAGACUAUAGGAAAAAUAGCACCGUUUGCUUUACCCAUUUUGAAGAAAAUACCUCUCCUCAAUCAAGAUGUAGGUACUGACAUAAUUAUUGCACCAAAAGGCAUCAGCGAUCUUAAAUUCUCAAAGGAUGAUGUACCUAUCAAGGUCAAUCAGGGAAUCACCUUUCAAGCAAAUAUUCCAUUUCCUUCAGGAAGUGCUUGUAACAGUGAUGCAUUCUGCAAAGUAGCCAAGAUUAUCUUACCCCCGAACAUUGUGCUGCACAUCGAUACCAGUAUUGUUAGUGCUGCUGAUUUCAAGCUAAUGGCCAGCAUCUCGGGCUCCCUCAACCUACCUGGAGGGCUUGCAAUUACUCGGGCAGGAAUGGAGAUUCGUGUUGGAGAGGACACUAGUAUUGGGAUUGUUGGACAACUUGCUUUGAAGAAUCCGAAGUUAGUUUUCACCUCUCGGAUUUAUGCUUCUCCAUCUGGUGUUAUCAUGGAAAUGAUUGCUGCUGGUUGCUGGAAUAAUGCCUUCCAUUUGGGCCUUAUCGACAUUUGCAAUAUACAUGGCUCAGCGGGUGUUGGUGCAACCAUUAUCACAGAACUUUCGUUGGGAGGAGAAGUACACUUUGGAGUUGGAAGUUGUUCACAUGGUCAACCACUGAAAGCCAAAGCAUACGUAGGAGUCAACACAAUUGAGCCAAAAAAUAACUACUUCUAUGCAAAUUUCCCACAGGGCCUUUCAAUAGACGCCUUUAUGAAGGCACUGUGUAUUGAUUUAAGCUUUAUACCGAAGCCUAUUACAAGUACUGGACUUGAACCUGGAUUUUUAGCUUCAUUCACUGCCAGUGCGGCUGGAAAAUCUAUUCCAGAAAUCAAUUUGUUCAUCCCCCCAGGUCUGCAGGUUAACGGUACUGUCAAUAUUCUUGGAGUGAAAGCAUCUGCCAAUAUUUCGUCCAGCCCCUCCAAAGGAAUUUAUGCCUCAUUUUCUCUUUCCAAACUAGAUGCUGGGGGACUUCUUCAAAUGACAGCAGCAAACGAUCACUCUAGAGGACCAUAUAUGAUCGCUGACCUUAGACCGCCUCAUGUCAAGGUUGAAGCUUCGGGAAUUAUAACCGUUCUAGGAAUUACAGCUGAGGCAACUUUGUCCAUUGGUCUGAAGGGAAUGUCAGUUAAAGUAAAAGGUAAUAUCCUAGGAAUUGUGCAGGCCGAGAUAACCCUAACAGCUGCCACUGGGGGCGGUUCUUUCAGCUCAUCCAAGUUUGAAUGCAGUGGAAAAUUCAGCAACUCUUUCUUCUCUACAAUAACCGAAGGUAUAAAGAAAGCAUCAGAAGGUGCUGCUAAAGCUGCUUCUAGUGCUAUUGAUGCAGCUCAAAAUCUAGUUAAUUCACGAAGUGGAGAUUUCAAAAAAGCAAAUGAUAAACUAGAGGAUGCGAAACGAGCAAUAUCGAAAGCUCAAGGGAGUUUCAAUAAUGGAGGGAAUAAAGUAAAGUCACUGAAGAACAAGUUGAAUCACAUUUGCCCCUCUAGACACUGUAAAUCCGUUUGCUUGUGUGGAAAAUGCAUUCCCGAUGUGACAUGUGUGGCUGCAAACAAAAUAUGUGAUGGUUUGAGAGCAACAGCUAAGGGUGCUUUGGAUGCAGCAAGUGCUACUAUCAAAGGUUUAGGCCAUACAUUAGACAUUGCAAAGGGAACACUCACUGCUGCUCAGAAAACCACAGACGUUACCAAAAUUGCUCUAACAGAAGCCACUAAGUCUCUCAGCGUUGUGAAGGGGGCUAUGCAAGGUACCGUAGAUAUUUUCAAUAAGAUCACUUCGUUCGGUUUGAACGGUCUUUUUUCCAUCGAAGAAAUUAAGUUUGAUGCUCAACUUGGAAAUGCUGCUCUCGGAAAAUUUUCACUAUCAAUACGAGCAAAGAUUCUCGGAAAAACUGAGACACUGAGUGUUAGUGCUAAUAUACAUGAUAUCAUUAGUACCAUUGUGAACCCUCUUGCGAAGAAAAUUGGAAUCAAGAUAUGAACUACAAUACACAUAAUUACACACGAUAGUUAGUUUGUAGAAACAUUAAUUGAUACUUUGGUCGACUUAUUGAUUGAAGCUAUGUCCUUACGAUAACGGGCUAGCCCAAUGAUAUGACAGGAAUGCAGUCCUGUGUAUAUAGCUUUGAUAGCUCCUGCAUGGAAUUAUUGCUUACAAUUAUUGCUCAAUAUCCCUCAGUGCGCAUGCAUGCGCAAGCGAGGUAUGUAGUUGUGUGUUUUGUGUUUUUGAUGCUCAAGACAUUGAUCAUUGAAUGUG
This is a messenger RNA of Halichondria panicea, 5999 nucleotides long. RefSeq lists its product as uncharacterized. The record is from RefSeq and is a predicted model, not a curated record. Bases 306 to 5723 code for a protein of 1805 amino acids. The transcript is spliced from 4 exons. Lineage: Eukaryota; Metazoa; Porifera; Demospongiae; Suberitida; Halichondriidae.